Danio aesculapii is the source of this 4346-nucleotide messenger RNA. Its product is annotated as calcitonin-1-like. Gene Ontology annotation, molecular function: calcitonin receptor binding; hormone activity. Gene Ontology annotation, cellular component: extracellular region. The transcript has 4 exons. Bases 3721 to 4107 code for a protein of 128 amino acids. The record is from RefSeq and is a predicted model, not a curated record. Lineage: Eukaryota; Metazoa; Chordata; Actinopteri; Cypriniformes; Danionidae.
UGUAAAUCAUUCAGCGCUCCUCUGCAGGAGAGUUUUGUCCAGCUGUGUGUGUGUGUGCGUGUGUGUGUGUGUGUGUAACAGAUAAAUGACUGUCUCUAGUAGACAUGUGUUUUGAGUAUGGAAGUCAUUCAUUCAUAUGAAAUGGUUCCAUUAGUGCUCAGCAUGUGAAUAACGUCAGUACAUCAGUAAAGCUCUUCGCUGUCCAUAAGCCGGGUCUCCUGAAGCCGUCUCUGGAGGAAGUGCUGUGCUGUAUAGAGUAGAUCACCUGUUCUGUUUCUCAGGUGUUUUACUUUUCAAUUCAAUUCCCCUUUAUUUGUAUAGCGCUUAUACAAUGUAGAUUGUGUCAAAGCAGCUUCACAUAAAAGGUCACAGUAAAUAGGAACAGUGUAAUUCAGUUCAGCCCAGUUCAGUGUGGUUUAAUAAUCACUACUGAGUCCAAAUAUUGAAGAGCAAAUCCAACGCUGCGCAGCUCUACAGAUCCACUAUAUUAACAAUAAUCACUCUGCUGACCGCAGAGACUCUGUUUUAAAUAAAACAGUAAAGGUAAAACACCCCUAAUCUGCAUAUUGUCUUGUCCAUCCAAUCAUAUUCAGUUCCUUUACAAUUGACUCUUCGCUAAGCCCCGCCCUUCUUAGUUACUGUUGCUACGCCUGUCCAGCUUUCGUGCCAGCACGUCUUGUUCAAUGUGUCGGCGCUGGUGUCAGACAUGGUCAGGGAUAUAACGUCCUUUUUGGUGAACAGGUGAGAUUAUCUGAGAAAGCCAGACAAAAAGGACUGCAGUAUACAUUACAGAGGUAUAUUCACCACAUAACAGGCCACCGAUUAGUGAAUAAUUCAAUCAAAAUUGAAGCUAGCUUAGCCUAGCCGUUUCACACGCUGACCAUUCAACAGCUCAGUUCAUGCACAGCAGGUGAAAUUUAAAAAUAGCCUAAUAAUAACUAAUUAAACCCUGAUUUCUCUAUUUUAGCCAAAAAGCCUGAUCGACUAUUGUUGUGCAAUGAAAUUUAGCAUUAGCGUUACUAACUGACGAGGAAACACGCAUGGACAGAGCUUUACAUCAGUCAUUCAUAGAAAGAGCAGCCAGAAAGGGGAAACCGGUGGGUUUGUGCCGAAUAUUAGCAUCAUUGACCCGUAACAGUGUACAGUGAGUUACCUGUACCUGUCAGCAUGUUUAGCUGCUCUUUAUAAAUGACUGAUAAACAGCUGCUGGUGAAGGAUAUGGACCGCACGUGCUCAGAUUAUGAUCAUAUCUCUGUUUUGUUCUGUUGAUUUGUAAUUUUAAAUAUUCGUAGCUUGAAGCAGAUGCAGAUAUGAAGUUCAGUAAAGUUAGCAGCAGAUUCCGGAUCAAUAACUCAUGAUGACCUAUUCUCUAUUAGUAUGACUAAUGUUACUAUGGCGAAGGCUUAAACAGAGCAGUGCUCAUAAUAUUGAGGGAAUAAAAGGAGAAAGACCGCUGGGAAACAGAACCUGCUUAGUGUUUUUGAAGGAAACUCACUUUAGAUCUGUUUAGGGUAAGAGGUGUGUGAGAUAUUGGCGUCUAUCACUGAAUGUGUCAGGAGUAUCACAACAAAACCAGCUUAACUCCGCUCCUUCAGCGCCCUCACACAGCUUAAUCCACGCUGGCAUUUCUCCUCUGGAGCUUUUGGGUUUGAAAAGUGAAAAUAUUCCACCAUCCCGUCCAAACUUUAAGAAUACCGGGUGUCAGAUUUGCGCAAUCCAUAUGCUAAGCCACGAUUGGUGGGUGACGGUUUUUGGGUGUGGCUUAGCGAAGGGUGAAUUUUUGGGCAUGAAUGUUGCCUGUUCCUCUACCAACAUGGCUUAUAGCAUCUGAGAUUUCGCUAAAUCAGUAGUUAUGUCUCAUCUCAUUUAUUUAAUGUUGAGCUCUUCAGCCUGUUUACUAAGAUAAUUAGAGAAACUCUGGGUGUGAAUGUUUUAAACAAGUUUCCAUAUUUUGCGAGUUGAGCAGCCAAUCACACGCGUUUCUGCUGAGCUUUUGAACGCGGUAACCAAUCAUCUGCUCAGAUUAGUCAGCGCUGAGAGUCCCGGUUCUCCAUGAGUUUAUUCAUCAAACACACAGAUUCACAGAUUCAGUGCUGUUUAAAACUUAAACGCAGGUUCAGAAGAUAUUCCAUGUUCAGUAUCCUCCUGUCCUCGCGCUCCAUACUUCACUAUAUUGAUAAUAAACGUUAUUCCUGCUGGUGGGCCGCUGGAAGUGAAGCCGUCACAUGUAAAGCAGUUACUCAUUAAAGGCAUUAGUCUGUAUUGGCAGAUGAUUUUCCUCAUCGACUGAUGUACAUUUGUGUUCUCAAGGCAUAUUUCAAUAAAUAAUAAUAAAGGGUUAUUCUGCAUGAAUCCCUUCAGCAAGAGUGAAGCGCACAGAGCCAGAGGAGUGUCAGGCCUGUAGGGGUUCAUCAUCUGUCGGGCCAGACCGAAUCUGCGGAGGUUUUUAGCUAUUUCUGCUGAAUUAUUUCAGGAGUCUCAUAACUAAAACCUUAAUAUGUGAAAUAAAAAGGAAUACAUUUUAAACUUGUAUUUAAUGUUUACAAUGCAAAUCCAAUUCGAUCCACUUUGCAAGUCUCUCAUGUAAUAUCUCUACUGAAAGAUAGAAAAUCAGCCUUUACAAACUGCACUGUACAUAAAUCUGAUCAACAUGUUCAUAUUAGACAAGAAUACUACUGUCAUUAUAUAAAAACUGAAUAAAUAUAGAUUUACACACAUUUACUCAUGUAAAUAAACAGAAUUAAUGGGAUAAAAAUCUGUGGAAAUCAGCGCAUGCAGAGUCGGUGUGGGCCUAAUCAUCAGUAAACACCGCCACUGUCAGAGUAUACAGGGGUUAAACACUGAUUAUUGAUGUUAGGUGGACUAUAGAUCAUAGUAAAAUAAAAGAUGCUUUAUCUUACAUCAUGAGUUAUUGUAACCCAAAUGUGUUCCUUAUGAUUAUUAUGAUACUCAGAGUCAUCACCUCUCAGACAUCUGAAUAAUCUUAAAGAGAUCCAAUUAAUCCUGUGACAUUCACAUGUACACAGCAGUAAAACAAAGUUAAUUCAUUACUGGGCGUGUGUGUGUGUGUGUGUGUGUGUGUGAGUGAGUCCGUGUCUCCAGCAGGUGGCAGCAUUAAUAAACCCUUCAUCCUCUCACUGAUGAAUCUGCUCUGAGCAUCCACACAACACUGACCUGUGUCUGUUCAGUGACUGAGAUGAGGAUGAUGAAGAUUAUAAUGUAGAUGAAGACAAUGAUGAUGGAGAUGAAGACAGUGAUGAAGGUGAUGAUGGAGAUGAAGAUAAUGAUGAAGGUGAUGAUGGAGAUGAAGCCAGUGAUGAAGGUGAUGAUGAAGAUGAAGAUAAUGAUGCAGGUGAUGAUGAAGAUGAAGACAGUGAAGGUGAUGAUGAAGAUGUAGGCAGUGAAGGUGAUGAUGAAGGUGUAGGCAGUGAAGGUGAUGAUGAUGGAGAUGAUGUGGUUCAGAUAUUUACUGCUCGCAUCACUCGGGGCCACAGACUGACGUCACAGUGGAUCUGCAGACAUUAUAUUCAUAAUCAGAGUCACGGGCGCUGCUGAUUGGCUGAGCGGGGUGUGUCUGUGCUCUGAUUGGCUGACGGCAGAUAAUUGAACACCUACACAGAUGAUUCUGCGCUCCCCGUGCGGAUAAAUAAAGCUGAGCCGGAGCCGCACUCAGAGGAACCCGUCUGAGAGAUACAGAACACACCAUUACACACCGACAGGAUGCUGCUGCUGAAGGUCUCCGCUGUGCUCCUCGCUGUGGUCUGCCAGAUGAAGAGCUGCAGCGCCGCUCCGGCCAGAGCGGCAGCAGACUCUCUGACUGACAGGGUUUCGCUGGUGGAUUUCGAGGCCGGCCGACUGUGGAGCGCCAUACUGAAGAGCGUGGAGCAGAUGACGGAGGAUCUGGAGCCCGACAGCAGUCGGGGCAGGUUCCUGUCCAAGCGCUGCUCCAAUCUCAGCACGUGUCUGCUGGGUAAACUCUCGCAGGAGCUGCACAAAUUACAGACCUCCCCGCAGACGGACGUGGGCGCCGGGACGCCCGGGAGGAAGCGCAGCCCGCUGGAGAUCAGUGCGCUCAGCGGCUACGGAGACGCGUUUCCCGGCGUCUGACGGCGCCUGACGGAGCCUCGCAUGCGGACUCCCCCUGCCUGCCUGCCUGCGCUCCUCCUUCUGUCCUCCUCCUGCUUUCCUCCCCUGAUUUCUGUUGUAGAGGACGAUCAGAUCCAGAUUACAUGUCUCCCAUUUUAAUAAAGCAGUGAGUGUGUGAUAGUCACCUGGAGCUGAGAGUCCGCUGAACAUGUACGCUCUGCUUCAUCUUUACUUUAAUAAAGUUAUUUUUGUACCAGGAA